AUUGAAGUCGCGCAGCUUCGAGAUGGACCAUUUCUGUGCAAGUUUAUCAGCGCCGGGUCUAAUGUCGAACGUAACCAAGAUGCCUGAGAGAAGUUGGUAAAGGAAAUGCCGCCUUUUUGCUCAUGCGGUAGUCUGCAGAUAGGCGCACCUACCCUGCACCUCAUUAACCUCACGUACCAACUUGCUCCACCCUGCAAUUAUCUCCUCCGACAUAUGCCCCUCCACUGCAUCAAUCUCCACCCCUGGCAACCAGAGCGGCCAAAGUAAACAAAAAAUAGAGCCACCAUAAUCGCCUUCCAUCAAACCAGCGCAGACCUUUACGCUUUCGACGUAUCCACCGACAACAAGCUCACGACUCCAAAAAAUGGCCGACAAGGCGGCAGAAAAGGACAAGGACAAGUCCAAGGUCCACAAGCUGUCGCUAAAGGGUAGCGCCAAGCUCGUCGCCGAAUUCUUUCAAUACUCGAUACACACGAUUCUAUUCCAACGAGGAGUGUACCCAGCCGAGGACUUUACGGCCGUCAAGAAAUAUGGCCUCAACAUGCUAGUGUCGGCCGACGACCAGGUCAAGGCCUACAUCAAAAAGAUCAUGUCCCAGCUGGACCGCUGGAUGGUCAAGGGAAAGAUCUCCAAGCUGGUCAUCGUCAUCACGGACAAGGACACGGGCGAGCACGUCGAGCGCUGGCAGUUUGACGUUCAGAUCUUUGGCGGCUCGUCCAAAAAGUCAAAGAGCAGCAGCAAGUCGGCGGCUUCGGCAUCCGCCGGGCAGGAAAACUCGUCGGCGGCCUCGGACGCGGCCCAGGCGCCGGAAAAGACCGAGGCCGAGAUCCAGGCCGAGAUUGCCGCCAUCUUCCGCCAGAUCACCGCCUCGGUCACCUUCCUGCCCCAGCUGGCUGGCGACUGCACCUUCAACGUCCUGGUCUACGCAGAUGCCGACUCGGAGGUGCCCGUGGAGUGGGGUGACAGCGACGCCAAGGAGAUUGAGAAUGGGGAGCGAGUCCAGCUGCGGGGUUUCAGCACCGCCAGCCACAGGGUUGACACGCUGGUCAGCUACAGGCUGACGGACUAGUCAGUGUGUCGACGGGGGUGUUGGAGUUGCGGCUCGAACGCAGUCAUUCAUAUACCCGAGGGAUUUCCUGUCGGCAUGAUUUAUACUCCAUGUCGGCCAUGUAGAAUGAUGACACGACCAUUGGCAAACCGGUCUUGGCUUGGAGUUCAGGCGUUGGGAGUUCUGCUUGUUUAUGGAUGAAAAUUCUCAUCGCCUGAUAGCGAAAUCAUCAAUAUCACCUGGGAUUGGACCUGUGCGUCUAACCCAUGUUUAUUGAACAAAUCUGACGUGGCUUCUUGGCCACGCCCAUGCCGGUACUUGUCUUGUGCGCCAUGCUAUCCCCUUUUAUCAACAACGCCAACCACCAGUCCUAUACAGCCUCGUCACACCAAAAAUGCAGUAACCUCAAAUACGAACGCACAUUUGCUGUCGACAGAAAUAUGUGGCAUGGUCCGCAUGACAACUCCCAUAGCCUACACCAGAAUCCAAAAACUAAGAAGAGCCAACCCGGUUGAAGAAGUAGAUGUAGGCAAACUUCUUCAUCUCCUCCACGUCGACCACCUCGACAACCUUUUCGUCAUUGAACAGAACCCAGGCGGGCUUGUCUUGUUGCAACUGUUUGCGGAUAAAAGCAACGUAGUGACUGUUCAGUGAGGUGUUAGUAUCAGCACGAUAUUCGAAGAGGUCAAGCACCACGAUCUCAACUUACCCAGCAUGAAUGCUCGUUCCCUUGUGGCACACGAUGCUCUUGAGCUGGUACUGCGCUGGAACGUCACUCUUGCCAGCAGGUGGCUUUUCGCCCGA
This is a messenger RNA of Pyricularia oryzae 70-15, 1852 nucleotides long. Its product is annotated as mitotic spindle checkpoint component mad2. The transcript is spliced from 5 exons. The record is from RefSeq and is a predicted model, not a curated record. Gene Ontology annotation, cellular component: cytoplasm; kinetochore; nucleoplasm. The coding region runs from base 365 to 1069 and encodes 234 amino acids. Lineage: Eukaryota; Fungi; Ascomycota; Sordariomycetes; Magnaporthales; Pyriculariaceae. Gene Ontology annotation, biological process: mitotic spindle assembly checkpoint signaling.